ACCCCACUGGAAACCCCAACAACAAACCCAGUCAGUCGCCCACUGAAAUGAUCCGCGCGCUCCGUGCCACCUCCUCCCCCCGAACCCCAACCCCAACCCCAACCCUCCCCACCUCCCGCCGCCCACGCCCGCCGCCUCCUCCUCCCGCCCCAUCCACUGCAGGGGGACGACAGGGUUUGGGCUGCCACCUCCGUUGCCGCGCCACCCUCGCCGCCGCAACCAACGCGCCGAUGGGGCAACUGCAGCAGCAGCACCAGGAGCAGCCGCUGAGGAAGGAUCUGUACCCGCAAACCGAGCCCUACGAUUUCGGGUUCCUCAAGGUCUCCGGCGUCCACACCAUCUACUACGAGCAGUCCGGGAACCCCCAGGGCCAUCCUGUUGUGUUCCUCCAUGGCGGCCCUGGAGCUGGCACGUCGCCCGGGAAUCGGAGGUUCUUUGAUCCGGAGUUCUUCAGGAUCGUUUUGUUCGAUCAGAGAGGUGCAGGCAGAAGCACUCCUCACGCGUGUUUGGAAGAGAACACUACCUGGGACUUGGUUGCUGACAUCGAGAAGCUUAGAGAACAUCUUGGCAUCCCAGAGUGGCAGGUGUUUGGUGGUUCAUGGGGAAGCACCUUGGCUCUCGCGUACAGCGAGAGUCACCCUGAUAAGGUCACUGGCAUUGUUCUAAGAGGCAUUUUCUUGCUUAGGAAAAAGGAACUUGAUUGGUUCUAUGAGGGUGGUGCAGCAGCUAUUUUCCCAGAUGCAUGGGAACCAUUUAGAGAUUUUAUUCCUGAGGAUGAAAGGAAUUGUUUCAUAGCUGCUUAUAGCAAAAGGCUAACUUCCUCUGAUGCUGAUGUCCAGGCUGAAGCUGCUAAGAGAUGGACAAUGUGGGAGAUGAUGACUGCACAUCUUAUCCAAAAUCAUGAGAACAUCAAGCGAGGGGAAGAUGAUAAGUUCUCAUUGGCAUUCGCAAGGAUUGAAAACCAUUAUUUUGUGAAUAAGGGAUUUUUACCCUCAGACUCGCAUCUGUUAGACAAUGUUGACAAGAUUCGACACAUUAAAGCUUUUAUUGUACAGGGCCGGUAUGAUGUUUGCUGUCCUAUGAUGUCUGCCUGGGAUCUUCAUAAAGCAUGGCCUGAAGCAGAAUUUAAGAUGGUUCCAGAUGCAGGACACUCCGCUAACGAGGUUGGUGUUGCUGCCGAACUGGUAUCCGCCAACGAGAAGCUCAAAAGCAUGUUUACAAAAUGAAGCAGGUGCUCUGAUUUCAAAGGGUUUCAUCGCAUAGCUGAUGCAGAAAUCCAGAAGCGUUUUCUCUGGUUUCAUUAGUGUUGCCAGAAAUACAGAAUAAACAGCUCGUAGUUUGAACAGCCUUGUGGGCACUGUGGUGUGUCAAACGAUGUCAUUAUAAUCUCAAUCAUAGUUUCUGGCCUUGUUUUGAAAAAGGUUAUAAGCGUUUCUCGUUUUUAAACUGACCAAAAAAA
Oryza sativa Japonica Group (Japanese rice) is the source of this 1459-nucleotide messenger RNA. The record is from RefSeq and is a predicted model, not a curated record. Lineage: Eukaryota; Viridiplantae; Streptophyta; Magnoliopsida; Poales; Poaceae.